AUGGCUAACCGCACUGAUGCCAGUGCUAUAAAAUUUUUUGGGUCCAAUCCACAAUACUUAAUAUCAAAUAUAAUAAGAAGUAAAAUAUAUGAUAGCCCAUAUUGGAAGGAAAAAUGUUUUGCUCUGACAUCCGAAUCGAUUAUUGACCAAGCGAUAAAUUUAAAAUACGUAGGUGGUACCUACGGGGGUAAUAGAAAGCCCACACGUUUUUUAUGCUUAAUUUUAAAACUGUUACAAAUUCAACCUGAUAAAGAUAUAAUAUAUGAAUAUAUAAAAAAUGAAGACUUUAUAUAUUUAAGAGCACUAGGUAUAUUUUAUUUAAGGUUAAUAGGGAAGAGCUUAGAAAUAUAUAAUCAUUUAGAACCCAUAUUAUUUGAUUAUAGAAAAAUUAGAAUGCGAUUACAAAAUGGUACAUUUGAAAAAAUAUAUAUGGACGUAUUUGUUGAUAAUUGUUUAAUUUUAAAUAAUUUUCUAGAUGUGGAUUUUCCAACCUUGACAAAGAGACAAGUGUUAGAAGAAAAUAAUUUAUUAGAAAAAAAAAAUUUAGAAUAUUACAAAGUAUUAUUGAACAUUUCUUCAGAUAAUGAACUGUUUCAGAAUAAGCAGGAUACACAUAAUAAAGAUAAGGAGGAGGUUAGAAAAAAUAAGAAUGAAUAUAAACAAAGGGAUAUGUUAGAAAGACAUAAAAAAUUUAAUAAAUAUUCAUCAGAAGACGAUCAUAAUUAUCAUAAAAACGAAAGAAAUUGUCAUAAGGACAAAAAACACAAUAAAAUAUAUAAUAAUAAAUAUAAUAAGUAUGAUGAGAAGGAAAAAUACCAUCAUUCUGAUUAUAGUAGUGAUCUGGAUAGAAAAAAUAAAAAAAAAAAAAGAACACAUUCGAAAUAUGAUUAUAAAAAAAAAAAAGAAAAACGAAAAUACUCAUCGGAUAGUAAAAAUUCUUUUACAAGUUCAGAAUAUAGUGUUGAAAAUAAAAAAGAAGAAUAUGAUAAAAAAAAAAAAAAAAAGUUAUUCUUUUUAAAAAAACAAAAAAAAAAAGAAAAUUAUCAUUCAAGUUCUCAAAGCAAUGAUAGUUAUGAUGAAAAAAAAAAAAAAAAAAUGGAUAAUUCAUUUUGUGAUGAAACUAAAAAGGACGAAUUGUCUGUUGAUAGGUGGAAUGAAAUUAGGAAGGAGUUGGGUAUGAAACCUCUUAAAUAA
Molecule: messenger RNA, 1194 nt
Organism: Plasmodium adleri (nom. inval.)
Lineage: Eukaryota; Apicomplexa; Aconoidasida; Haemosporida; Plasmodiidae
Product: pre-mRNA-splicing factor 38A, putative
Exons: 2
Coding region: 1-1194 (397 amino acids)
Cellular component (GO): precatalytic spliceosome
Source: RefSeq, a predicted model, not a curated record